GCUUGAAAUAAUACUAAAGGACCACCAUUGAGCAAUUUGGAUACAACUAAUGUGUGCUUUUGUAAAUCAGGUUCAAAUAAACUGGAUUUGACCUUAACCACUAACCCCUCAAAAAAGGCUGGCAGUCAUCACAGUGAAUGCCAUCCAAUUAUGUAUAAAAAUUGAUAUGAGUCCUCUCUUCCUGUGGAGAUGGCAGCCAUCACCUACUUGGCAUCAUGGCUACUCUCAGACCUCUGAUGAAGCCCAAGAUCAUUAAAAAAGGACCAAGAGGGGCACCUGGGUGGCUCAGGACCAAGAAAUUCAUCCAGCACCCGUCAGACCGAUACGUCAAAAUUAAGAGCGACUGGUGGAAGCCCAAAGACACUGACAAUAGGGUGCGCAGAAGAUUCAAGGGCCAGAUCUUGAUGCUCAGCAUUGGUUAUGGGAGCAACAAGAAAACAAAGCAUGUGCUGCCCAGUGGCUUCUGGAAGUUCCUAGUCCACACUGCCAAGGAGCUUGAAGGGCUGCUGAGGUGCAACAGAUCCUACCGAGCAGAGAUUGCUCACAAUGUCUCCUCCAAGAACCACAGACCCAUUGUGGAAAGAGCAGCCCAGCUGGCCAACGGAGUCACCAAUCCCAAUGCCAGGCUGUGCAGCAAAGAAAAUGAAUAGUUGGAUAGUUUAUGUGCACAUU
Molecule: messenger RNA, 672 nt
Organism: Mirounga angustirostris (Northern elephant seal)
Lineage: Eukaryota; Metazoa; Chordata; Mammalia; Carnivora; Phocidae
Product: large ribosomal subunit protein eL32-like
Exons: 2
Coding region: 216-650 (144 amino acids)
Biological process (GO): translation
Cellular component (GO): ribosome; cytosolic large ribosomal subunit
Molecular function (GO): structural constituent of ribosome
Source: RefSeq, a predicted model, not a curated record